CAUCUCAUCGCGCAGUGAUGCGCAUGCCUCCGCGGGGGCCGAGGAGCAGAGCAUAGAAAGGGCAGCAUGCUACAACGACUCGAAAGGAACGAUUGCACUUAGCGGAAUUUGCGAUCGCUCCGUCGGCGACAUUCCUCAGAGCACGGUAACAAUAAACUACUUGUAGGAACAAUUGCCGCGCGUUAAUCAUGGCGAAUUCCGAAAAGAAGGUGGCACUCGUAGUGGGUGCUUCUCGAGGCAUAGGGAGGCAGGUAGCUGUUGAUCUGGCAAGGAACGGAUACGUUGUCGUCGUUGCAGCGAAGAGCACGUCGGAUGUCUCGACUGUGACGCCUUUCCCUCCUGACCCCAACUCGCCACAAUCCACGAUCAGCACAGUCGAGCGCGAAAUUCGCGAAGCUGGGGGCGAAGCGACAGCUAUCGCCGUAGACACCCGCGACUAUACCAGCGUCCAGAAACUGCUUGAUGAAACAACCAAGAAGUACGGGCGUCUUGAUGUGCUGGUAUACAACUCGGGUGCCAUCUGGUGGGCAAGUGUCGAGAACACGCCGAUGAAGCGUUUUCAGCUCAUGCAGCGAGUAAACGUGGAGGGGCUGUACGGCACUGUGCAAGCCUCCCUACCACACUUCAAAAAGAACGGGUGGAAGGGUCGCAUCAUUGUCGUGAGCCCGCCCAUAUACUCGCGUUUUUUUCGCGGAAAGACAGCGUAUGCGAUGGGCAAAGUAGGCAUGAGUGUGCUCACCAAGGGUCUAGCUAUGGACUGGGAAAGAGAAGGCAAGCAAGACAUGGCCAUCACAAGUAUUUGGCCUGCAGCAGCCAUCCAGAGUGCGGCGACGAAGAUGGCCGAGAAGGACGCUGCACACGAGCUGCGCAAGCCGACGAUAUAUUCGGAUGCUAUCCUCGCCAUGCUAAACUCACCUGCAGCAGAGGUCAAUGGCUGUCUGGAGCUCGACGAAGACUUUCUGAGAAAGAAGGGCGCUGUCGAUUUCGAGAAGUACAAUCUUGUGGUUGGGUCAAAGCCGCGCCGAAUUAUGCCGAAAUUACUUCCCGACCUCACGGUCAAUGAGCAAAUGGAUGAGGGAAAGAGGAUGGACAGUACCAAGUUGCGUGAAAAGUUGUAGGGAUCUAAGCGCAGGGACCCUGCACAUGGCCACUCCCGCGGACGCUCCCGCUGUGUGUCGCAUCUCCCCUUGCAGGGACGUAACGACAUCGAUCGCGAAGAACUCCGCCGCGAUCGCGGGCGAUGUUUAUCGUUUUGAUUCAUGUAAGUUAGAGGAGAGGAAUAUCGAUGUCGAGCUAUUAAGAUGAAGAGAUUUGAAUGUGCACAGGUGCUAUUCUGCAUUCUUUGGUCACUCGCAGUCCUAGUCUGAUAUGCAGACGCUGAGGUCUCGACUUGAUCGGCAACUCCUGCUGCAUUCUCGCCAUCAGCCCUCCUUCACACAUUCCAUCACGUCCACUUCUCCGUCGCGUCGACGCGUGUUUAGUAAAAUGGAACGGGAUUCGUAUUAUCCAG
Paraphaeosphaeria sporulosa is the source of this 1510-nucleotide messenger RNA. RefSeq names its product putative Hydroxysteroid dehydrogenase-like protein 2. The transcript is spliced from 2 exons. The coding region runs from base 189 to 1118 and encodes 309 amino acids. Lineage: Eukaryota; Fungi; Ascomycota; Dothideomycetes; Pleosporales; Didymosphaeriaceae. The record is from RefSeq and is a predicted model, not a curated record. Gene Ontology annotation, molecular function: oxidoreductase activity.